GGCUCGGCGAUCUCAUUCGCUUUACUACGGAUACAUAUAUAUUUUUUUUGAUAAUUUUUAUUUUUGAUUUUUGCACAAAUUGCGUUAGGGUUUUGAAGCAAUAUAUCUGCUGCGAUCUCGCUAGGGUUGCAGGGUUUGAUCCAAGAGCUCAAUUUCUCUCUUCUCUAUCGGGUUUGGAACGGUCUGAUUCUCGCGCUCGACGAGCUAGGGCUUUCUUUUUUUGGCAUAGGCUAUUGGUAUUGGUCGAUAUCUGACAUCAUUAACUUCUUCUUUGAGAGCUUGUCUAUAUGGACGGCGAAGCGGUUCCGGAGUUGAUCUUUGACCAAAACCUGGGCCUAUACUAUCCUGCUGUCACUGAUUAUUAUGGUUAUUACUAUACAGGGCCUGAACCUACCAUUAGUGAGUGGGAUUCCCACCAGUUUUUUGGGCAAGAUCCCCAUAUUUCUGCUGUGCAAGCAGAAAAUUUGCAAAAUGUAUAUUACCUUCCUACCUAUGGAUAUCUACAGUCUCCUUACAACCCAUACAAUCCUUCGAUUCCCGGGGCUGUUUUGGGAACCGAAACCUCGUUUAUGGAAACAAAUUACCCUUCUAAUCCUCCACAUCAAUUGGUUGUUUCUUCUCCCGCUUAUAUACCAAUUGGAAUCAAUUCUUCCUCCGAUACAGUUCCGAAUAGCUAUCUCAACCCUUUAUUGACGAGUACGAGUGCGUUGCCAGCUAUCAAGCCUGACGGUGAGAUAAAAAAGUUGGCUUCGCCGUUAGUACCUCAUUUCUCUCCUUUAAAUAGAUCUCAAGCAUCGCUAGUUGCUGCUCCAGAGCACUUGGUGUCGAACACAUUACAGCCAUCUUCGGGUCAUUCUCACACAAUUCCAAUGCAAAAAGAAGUUUCAGUUGCUAAUUUAGCUCCAGCUAAACAGUCUUCAGUUGGAUCCUUUAUUAAUGGUGGCAUCCAUGGUAUCAAUCAGGGAGUGAACCAGUUAUCAAAUCUGAAGGUUCCAUCCGUAUAUCGCCCGGCAAAAGUUACCGUGCCGCCAAACAACGGAUACACAAGUUACCCCUCUGAUCUAAACCAAUGGACUGCUGCAAAUACUGGGGAUAGGUUCAGACCAACAAGGUUUCAAUUUGGUGGCCCUUGGGUCAACAGGAAUGGAAACCUACCAGAACAAAACCGAGGCCCUCGCUCUGAAGCCGUGAAAUGCCAAUGGGUUUCCCCACUCAGUGUCAAAGCCUAUACGACGAAAGCCGGAGCCGUCGACGCAGAGGGUAAUAUUGUUAUCAGCGCAGACCAGUUUAAUAGGGAUGAUUUUCCCGUCGAUUAUGAAGCCGCCAAGUUUUUUGUCAUCAAGUCUUAUAGCGAGGACGAUGUACAUAAGAGCAUCAAGUAUAACGUAUGGUCUAGUACUCCUAGUGGCAAUAAGAGGUUGGAUAAUGCAUUUGAAGAAGCGCACAAGUUGUCUCUUGGGAGGGCACAAAAAUGUCCCAUUUUUCUCUUCUUUUCGGUUAAUGCCAGUGGGCAGUUCUGUGGUGUUGCGGAGAUGAGCGGCUCUGUUGAUUUCCAGAAGGACAUGGAUUUUUGGCAGCAAGAUAAAUGGCUUGGCAGCUUUCCAGUAAAGUGGCACGUAGUAAAAGACGUGUCUAACACUAGCUUGCGCCAUAUCUUGCUGGAGAACAAUGAAUACAAGCCCGUCACAUGCAGCAGGGACACCCAAGAGAUACCAUUCAUACAAGGAAUGGCGAUGCUGCGCAUAUUCAAAGCCGCCUCAUCAGAGACAUCAUUACUCGAUGAUUUCCUUCUCUACGAGGAUCGUCAAAGAAAGCUAAUCGAAGAAAAAUUCAGGAUUUCUGGAAGAAGGCAGAACGUUCAAUUCUUCCCCUCCCCUCCUCCUCCCCCACCCGUCAAGACGGCCCCUUUUGUCGUCCUGAAAGAAACGGCCCUCGCCGCCGCUGCUGAAUCCUCCUCCGCCACCCCCGGCGAAUCACUUGAGAAAGAAGUGAGUUCUACGGCUACAGAGGAGCCCCGACACGCAGAACCAGACGAGAGAGAAACUUCAGUAGAUCAAAAUAGUGGUGAUCCUUCAAGCCCAAAGGCCGAAGAGGCGGGGGAACAAGAUUCAAAAAUGGCAUCUCAGAGCCCAACCAAAGCUACGAAUCUGGUUAUAUUGGGGCACAGUAAGGAUCAAUUCGACGAUGGCGUGAACUCAAUCAUGAAGAUUGGAUCUCUUCUGAUUGAUUCGAAAGCCAGCGAAGAAGAUCCGUCUCUGGGUUCCCGGAAUGACGUGAUAACCGUUGGUUCCAUGCACAUCAAGGUUGGAAAAGCUGCUUCUCCUCCUUGAGUUUGGUCGCCAUGGACUGUUAAACUUGAGGGGUCUUUUGGUUCCAGCUCUGUAAUGCUCUUCUUCUUUUCUUAUUGUUCUUUUUUUUUUUCCUUCUUCUUCUUCUUUUGUGAAAUCAAUGGCUUCUAAUACAGAUGUCGCACACCCCGUUCUAUUUGUUGUGCUGAUGCUAA
Messenger RNA from Phalaenopsis equestris, 2503 nucleotides. Its product is annotated as YTH domain-containing family protein 2-like. Gene Ontology annotation, biological process: mRNA destabilization. Lineage: Eukaryota; Viridiplantae; Streptophyta; Magnoliopsida; Asparagales; Orchidaceae. The record is from RefSeq and is a predicted model, not a curated record. The coding region runs from base 288 to 2330 and encodes 680 amino acids. Gene Ontology annotation, molecular function: mRNA binding. The transcript is spliced from 7 exons. Gene Ontology annotation, cellular component: cytoplasm.